Molecule: messenger RNA, 2259 nt
Organism: Colossoma macropomum (tambaqui)
Lineage: Eukaryota; Metazoa; Chordata; Actinopteri; Characiformes; Serrasalmidae
Product: galanin receptor type 1-like
Exons: 3
Coding region: 231-1253 (340 amino acids)
Biological process (GO): G protein-coupled receptor signaling pathway; negative regulation of adenylate cyclase activity; positive regulation of cytosolic calcium ion concentration
Cellular component (GO): membrane
Molecular function (GO): galanin receptor activity
Source: RefSeq, a predicted model, not a curated record
AUCACGCGCGCAAACACAGCCCGUCGAUCUCCACGGACGCACGAGGACCAGCUCUUCGUCCACCUCGUGCUCUCCUCCACACACGCGCACAUACUCACUGACGCGCUGCAUGCUCGUGUUAGAGAAGCGUGUGUGGCUCACCUUGCGGCUGGCGUUCACAGAACGAUGAAAUGAACAGCGCGGAGCGUUACUUCUGAGCGCGCGCUCUCGGAGGUGACCGCGCGAAGACAAUGAUGAACUCCACUGACGGAAAUGACACGGAAGGUUCCGGCGCGCAGCUCGCGCUGGAGAUUGGAGCUGAAAACGUGGCCACUCUGUUGGUGUUUGCGCUGAUCUUUGCACUGGGCGUGCUGGGCAACGCUGUGGUCAUCACGGUGCUGGCCCGUAGCCGGCCGGGCCGAGCCCGCAGCACCACCAACAUCUUCAUCCUGAACCUGAGCGUGGCCGACCUGUCCUACCUGCUCUUCUGCGUGCCCUUCCAGGCCACCGUCUAUGUUCUGCCCACCUGGGUACUGGGUGCCUUCGCCUGCAAGUUUGUCCACUACUUUUUCACUGUCUCCAUGCUGGUCAGCAUCUUCACGCUGUCUGCCAUGUCUGUGGACCGCUACGUGGCCAUCGUGCGCGCCCGCAGCUCCUCGUCUGUGCGUGUGGCCCGGAAUGCCCUGCUGGCCGUCCUGGUCAUCUGGCUGCUGUCUCUGGCCAUGGCGGCACCAGUUGCAUAUUACCAGCGUAUCAUCGAACGGGCAGACAAUGCCACCUACUGCUGGGAGCUGUGGCCACAGGCGCAUCACAGGAAGAUCUACGUGGUGUGCACCUUCGUGUUCGGAUAUGUGUUGCCACUGCUGCUUAUCUCAUUCUGCUAUGCCAGGGUUUUAAAUCACUUGAGCAAAAAGCUCAAAAACAUGUCUAAAAAAUCUGAGGCUUCUAAAAGGAAGACGGCGCAGACGGUGUUAGUGGUAGUGGUGGUUUUCUGUCUCUCCUGGCUUCCUCACCAUGUGGUGCACCUGUGGGUGGAGUUUGGCUCCUUCCCCCUGAACCAGGCCUCCUUCAUUUUUCGGGUGGUUGCCCACUGCCUCGCCUACAGCAACUCCUCCGUCAACCCCAUCAUCUAUGCCUUCCUCUCCGAAAACUUCAGAAAGGCCUACAAGCAGGUGUUCAAGUGCCAAAUCUCCAGUGAGUCGCCGCUAAAUGACAUCAAGGAGGUCCGCAGUAAAGCCGAAACCCCUCCCUCCACUAACUGCACUAAUGUCUGAUGUGUUUCAGGGUUUUGGAGCAGACUGGAGGAAUAGGACUGUCCACAAAGCCUGGAAAUUAAAGCUGAAUAAUACCGGGGCUGAUCCUUAUACUAUAAACUCUGCGCUUGAGCCUGCUAAUGUGAUGCUGUUGACAUUAUGCCUCAAACAUUUCUCUCAGUCUUUCAGCUUCUUUGGAGUUAAAGGAGUAGUUUGGGGGUGAAAAAAAAUUUCCCAAAUGGCCCCAGAAUAGCCCUAAAUGUAGUCAAUCUGCAAGACAUGUUUGCUAUUUGAUCUGUAAAAACUGACAAAAAAUGCAGGGUAUAGCUAAAAACCACAGUAGCAGUUUUCAAAAUUUUGUUCUGGCAGCAUAUCAUGUACUUAAGUCAGAGAAGCUACUUCUAAUAGCAAAUCUAUUUAGGGGUGUGUGAGGAUUUAAGCAUGUUUGCACCAUGCUUAUUGUAGUAAACUUGCAUCACAUGCUAGCAACAUUAUCAUAACUUUUUUAUAUUCAAGGCUAAACUAAGGAAGCAAACUUUAGACAACAAACAUGUCUUCUACAUUUGGGAUGAAGGGGAAAUUGUGAAAAUUAGAUUGUUUUUCCUAUAUAUAACUCUUUCAGCAUGUCUCUGGGGCUACACUUUUCUUUAGAUUGUUAGCAUAGCAGCAACCAUGGACAGCAAAAAACGUAAGAGGAAGUCUAGACCUGGUAUAUCAGAGGUCAGUCACAAUGUGUUUUUUUUCUGGUCCAUCUGAACCUAAGAAUGUAGCUGCAGGACUGAUCAGCAUUAAUGAUAAUGUCAUUACAAUUAAAGGUUUAUAACGUUAUUAGCCGUAGGCUCUGGAGCAGGUUAAAUGUAUUUAAAUGUGAGUAAUGGAAUAAUGUGAGUUCAGAACAUGCUUUUCAAUAGGAAAAACAGAAUUUGUAGCAAAAUAUUCUCCAUUCAAUUCAACUUUGUCAUGUGCAGCACAAUGAAAAGUCUUCUCACUGGUGCACACAGUGCAUGGUACACACAGCAGUACACAA